Molecule: messenger RNA, 2292 nt
Organism: Linum trigynum
Lineage: Eukaryota; Viridiplantae; Streptophyta; Magnoliopsida; Malpighiales; Linaceae
Source: the annotation of a GenBank genome assembly
GAAUAGAGAAGCGGUUUGGUGCAGCCGCAUAUGUUCCCAGAGAAUGAGGUUCUUUUUCUCUCUUUGUUCCCUCCCUCCACCACCACCUGAGAAGAAGAACCUAUCUGUUGCCUCCCUUCAGUUGACUUUCUUUUUCUUAGCAAUGUAUUCAUUUCUAUCCACAAUCCAAAAGUCAGAAAGGAACCUCACUCUAAAGUCAACUUGUAUGGAACCUGGGUUUUUAUGUUUGAGCCACCUGAAUAAUCUUUUAUAUCCGUUUGACGAAGUAUUUGUCCAACCUUGUGUUGGUGUGGUAAUUUGGUGUGGUGUGACGUAGUUCGGAUAAAAUCGAGCAAGCAGUAGAUGGGUUGUGGUAUGAGGUAAGUUAUAAGAAUGUCUUGAUAAGCAAUUUGUGAUCUCUUAUUAUAGUGUCUAUAAGUGGCAGCCUUCAUGCCACAUUUUUAGAAAAUCUGUAAAAACUUAUGUAUGAAAUUGAUCUAUCGUUUGACAAAUGUAAUAGUGAGAACGGAUUGUUUCUAAUCGAGAGUACAAUUCCUAGGUUACGGAUGAGUUUUCAGAAUCGUUCUUAUCUUAAUGAAGAAAUAUUCAAAAUCUUAAAUCCUUAAUCAUCGGGGUCAAAACUUCACCAAUCAUCACUCCUUUUCCUUUCUCUUCUUCUCCGAUAAAAGGCAAGGCAAAUCCUAGCCUGAAAUUCCAAUCUCAGCUUCAGGAUUUCCAUGUAGAUUAUUGAAAGAAACAGAUUAAAAAUAAAAAAAAAUCAUCCUGGUAAUAUUCCAAUUGCCAUUCUAUUCCCACUCCACUCCAUCUAUUCUCCUCCAAUUGCCAUUCUCUGAUCAUACAUAAAUGCCCACUUCCCUUCCAUUUCCAACCCAGCCAUAGCUAGUAGAGCUUCUAUUCCUCCGCCACCUUUCUGCUACGUACGUACCAAAACGUCGGACACACAAUCACCCUAUCGAGCCAUGAUGGGCGUCGUCGAUCUGUCGGACAAGCUCCGGCUCGCUCUGGGCACGGUGAAGGACCGCGCGUCCAUAGGCAAGGCCAGGAUGGUCCACAAGUCGGCCGAAGGGAGGGGCUUCUCCCACCUCGAGAUCGCGGUGGUUCGAGCCACGGGCCACCACCACGCCUCCAACGUCGACGACAAGCAUAUGCACGAGAUCCUCUUCCUCGCCACCAACUCCCCCGGUUCCAUCCCCUUUCUCGCGGAGCGCAUCUCCCGGCGCCUCGCCAAGACGAGGGACAGGCUCGUCGCGCUCAAGACCCUGCUCCUCGUCCACCGCCUCCUCAGGGGAGGCAACCGGUACUUCGAGCACCAGCUGCGGAUGGCCCACGCGUCGGGCCACCUGCAGCUGGCCGCCCCGUGGUUCGCCAAGAACCCGGCGGACCAUUCGGUCUACUUCCUCCACAAGUACUCUGCCUACUUGGAGGAGAGGAUCGGUUGGGUCAUCAACCAGGCGGGGAAGCUCGAGCCCCUGGUCAUGAACCAGGGGCUCGAGUUCGGGUCCUACGACGAGAAGUCGGUGGACCUGGUGUUCCGCAGGCUGCCCAAGUGCCAGGCGUUCAUGGACAGGGUGCUGGAGUCCUGCUGCCCUUUCGCCCACUUGCCCUGUUUCAACACUCUGUACCGCGCCGCCAUGACCAACACGCUGAAGGAGAGCUUCCAGGUCUACGCCACGUACUGCGAGUGCGUGGCGGCGCUGAUGAACAUGUUCUUCGACCUGACCGCCGGCGCGAGGGCCCUGGCGUGCAGGAUACUGAGGAGGGCCUCGAUGCAGAGUGGGGUUUUGCAGCUGAUGUACGAUACGUGCGAGAAGGUGAUCGGGAACAAGAAUUUGGAGUACCCCGUGGUGCAGAUCAUGACGUUGGAACAUGUCGCGGCGCUCGAGCAGGUCGAUCUCGAGGCCGGUUCGAGUUCCCCGCCGCCGGUGUUGGGGGAUGGAGUGAAGGAUGUUGGUGUUGUUCGCGGCGACGAGGAUGAUGGGGAUGGUGAUUUGGAGGUUGGGGAUAGCAGUGGUGAUUUUGGUGCAUUGUUUUCUUGGAAGAGUAGUUUGGAGACGAAGAUCAGCACGGUGUGGGUAGUGUUUGAAGAUGAAUUUAGUAGAUGAUAAUGAUAUAUACAGUUAUACUUUCUAUAUUUGCUAUUAUGCAAUAUGUAUUUGAUUUUGAUAGAAACCCCAGACCCAGAAGGGUUGUUCUUUGUUGUUUGUGCAUGUUUCGGAUGAAAGAUUGACACGAGAAAUUUUUUGGGAAGUUCUGUAAAUGUGUAGAGUAGGUUAAUAAUUAGGAUGAUUGUCA